Messenger RNA from Drosophila novamexicana, 1101 nucleotides. RefSeq names its product protein embryonic gonad. Gene Ontology annotation, biological process: regulation of DNA-templated transcription. Gene Ontology annotation, molecular function: DNA-binding transcription factor activity; zinc ion binding; sequence-specific DNA binding. The transcript has 2 exons. The record is from RefSeq and is a predicted model, not a curated record. The coding region runs from base 1 to 1101 and encodes 366 amino acids. Lineage: Eukaryota; Metazoa; Arthropoda; Insecta; Diptera; Drosophilidae.
AUGAACCAGCUGUGCAAAGUAUGCGGCGAACCAGCGGCUGGUUUUCAUUUUGGAGCAUUUACAUGCGAGGGCUGCAAGUCCUUCUUCGGCCGCACAUACAACAACAUCCCAGCGAUUGCCGGCUGCAAGCACAACGGAGACUGUGUCAUCAACAAGAAGAAUCGAACUGCGUGCAAGGCUUGCCGGCUGCGCAAGUGCCUGCUGGUAGGCAUGUCCAAGAGCGGAUCACGCUAUGGCCGCCGCUCCAACUGGUUCAAGAUACACUGUUUGCUGCAGGAGCAACAGGGCGGUGGCGGGGGCGCCGGCACUGGCAGCUCCAGCGUGAGCAAUGCAAAUCUGGAUCAGCUGGCGCGGCUGCAGCAAGCGAGCAACCAGGCCCGGCAAACCUACCAGGACAAGACGAAUCCCUGCAUCAAAUCGGCUACGGCAGCAACCUCGCCCAGCAUAGCGCUGCAGACGUGCAGUGCAGUGGCGCCGGCUGCGGCAUCAACGCCAUCCCCCAGCCUGCCCGGAUUUCUGCAAGCAGCCAAGUAUCUGAACGAGCAGCAGCACCGCCAGCUGAAGCUCGAAUCCCGCCUCAGCAACACACCCAGCGAUUCCGGCGCCUCCUCGGCCGGUGAUCCCACGGACGAUGGCACAAGCGUGCUGAGCGCCACGACCAGCACAAUUAGGAAGGCGAUGCGACAGAGUAGCUCCGCCUAUGCGGGCAGCUCUGAGGCGGACAUUGCGGAGCAGCAGCAGCGGCGUCACAAGGAGCUGCUCGACAUCUUUCGCAGUCACUCGGAGCCGUUGUACAGCUCCUUCACACCGUUCACUCUGCCGCCAGCUCUGAUGGCCAGCAGUAUGCCGCCCUUGCCACUUUUCAAGGAGCAAUUUAAGUCGGAGCUGCUGUUCCCGUUUCCAGCUACCAGUCCGGCGGAGGAGGAGCCUAUUGAUUUAUCACUCCGAUCGCGAACGGAUGCUGUGAGUCCCGUGGUGAACAGUUCAGACAGUCCACUCAGUGAAUCAGCCAACCUGCCAUCCGCCUCAACCUCCACGUUUGCACGCAAGCCCACGCCCCUAGACCUGACCCUGGUACGUUCGCAGACGCUCACAGGUUAA